Molecule: messenger RNA, 372 nt
Organism: Notothenia coriiceps (black rockcod)
Lineage: Eukaryota; Metazoa; Chordata; Actinopteri; Perciformes; Nototheniidae
Product: bridging integrator 2-like
Exons: 4
Biological process (GO): plasma membrane tubulation; podosome assembly; phagocytosis, engulfment
Cellular component (GO): cytoplasm; podosome; plasma membrane
Molecular function (GO): protein binding; phospholipid binding
Source: RefSeq, a predicted model, not a curated record
CGUGCCGUCCUCUCUCAGGUCCUUCAAAAACUGGGCAAAACCAUGGAGACCAAGGACGAACAGUUCGAGGUGUGCGUUCAGAGCCUCAACAAACAACAGGGUGAUGGCAACAGGCUGUUUAAAGAUGUCAAAGCCUACCAUGCUGCAGUGAAAGCCAUGCAUGACACGUCCAAGCGUUUGUCCCAGACGCUGCGGGAGGUCUACGAGCCGGAGUGGAACGGAGUGGAGGACUUCGCUGUCAUCACAGAGAGUGAAGACUUGCUGUGGAACGACUACGAAGAGAAGCUCAGUGACCAGAUCGUCCGCACCAUGGAGAACUACACCAGCCAGUUCCCAGAGGUCAAGGUAACCUGAGGCUUUUUACCUUUUACA